AUGAGUGCGACGGUGGUACCGGGCUCGUCCUCUCCAAGGAAUCUGCCCAUUUCCCGGAUUUCUCGGGCCUGUGAAGCAUGUCGUGCUCGGAAGGUCCGCUGUGACGGUGCAAGUCCCUGUGCCAAAUGCCGUAGGACAAAUCGCCAUUGUGAGUACCGCUCACCAAGGCCAGAGCCACGAUCGACCCGCAAAUUACUGAGAGCUCUUAAUACGUCUCGGCCAAGAUCUUCUGGCGUACUUCCAUCCAUAGCCCCGGUCCGCAAUGACCCGGUGCACUUCAAAAGACAACGAGAGUUGCGAGCGGGCAUCGGAAUAUCAAAUGUCGACACCGGCUCAUUCCAGUAUUACGGCCCUUCGUCCCACUUCUGCUUUAUUCAACGCAUGUACCAACGUAUUCAGCAAAGGACCGAUGCAUCCCUUCUAACCCCCACCGAUUCUGUCCCCGAUGGCGUCCGAAAUUGGAAACUCGAGCGAUUCAUGUUCUCCGUCGGGGUGGACAGCAACCCUUCUCAAUGCCCAGCAGCGUCGUACUUUCCCCGAGAUUUAGGAGAAUCAUUCAUCGAUUCCUACUUUCAUAUCGUUCAUCCGCAGGCACCAGUUCUUGUAUAUUCGGAUAUAGUACAAUCAUGGGAUAAUCUUUGGAAACCACCGUGGGAGCGGCGUAACACCAAAGGAGACGAGAUACUGUUUAUGGUACUUGCUAUUGGAGCCCGAGUAUGCAGUUCCGAGGGAAAACAGAACACUCGGUCAUCUGAAGGCUGGGCACAACAUUUCUCAGAAAAGGCAAACCGUUUGAACGCUGCAUUCGAAGAUAUCAGUCUGUCCUCUACCCACUUUAUGCUCCUCAAAGCGGUAUACGCCUUCCAGGUCAUGAGGCCCAACGAGGCGUAUCUCUAUCUCGGACACGCCGCUCGGAUCGCGAUGGCUCUUGGUAUUAACCGAUUGCAAGUCGUUGAUGGGGUCAAUGCUAAAGCACAUCGAUUAAGGCUAACAUUUUGGACUAUAUAUGCUCACGAACGCUCAUGUGCUCUAUAUACCGGGCGCCCAUCUGCGUUUCGUGACGAGCUUAACGACAUACCGUAUGUAGAAGACUUUCCGGUAUCAGACACACUCGAAAUGCAUUCCGCAAGCUGGCUUCACCUGAAGCCGUCUAUGGAUUGCGGAUUUAUACGAGCGCUCGCUAAGCUUGCCGCAAUCAUAGAUCGAGUAUUGAUUGAAACAUACUCGCCUACCCAUAUUCCAUCAUUGCCCAAUGCCAUUAACAUCCAUGAGACUAUUAAGCAGUACGAAUUAGAGUUAGAGGCAAUCACUCACGACCUCCCGACACAUUUACAUUUCUUUGACGAGGACCUCCCCCUUGGGGAAGGCUGGCAAGAGAUACAGCGGAUGGCAUUAGGAAAUCAGUUUUAUUUCACGCGGAUGCUGAUCUAUAGGCCCGCUCUAGUCCUUGCAACUUUCCAUAACUCGCAACGUAAGACACAAGGACAUGUGCCGGAAGAACCACAGCUGUGUGACUCCAUCAGUGAGGCAAUAUCCUCGGCCCAAAGUAUCGUUCAACUCAACCACGAUGUGUAUUUUCAACGCUACCCUGAGGCUAAGUUUGACGGUACCUCGGCCACCGUUUUGGUCUCUGCGUGCGUGACCCUCCUCUAUGAUGUGUUAGACCCCAUGACGAUGUCGGACAAUGCAAGAAAGAUUUUUAUUGCUGUCGAGCGUGCGAUUAAGUGUCUCGAUCAAAUCAAGCAUAUUGGUCCGACCUGUGGGAAGGCUCUUAGCCUAGACGUCAUGAAAAUCGCUAAGGACACCUUGCAUUCCACUGGAGAAGGUGGUGGCUUAAGUGAAGAUCUGUUGAGCUCAUUCCCGUGGCUACAGUAUGGCAAUUCUGCCCCUCGUGAAAACGGACUUGACUCGAGGCCCGUAGAAGAUACCCUUCUGCAAGGAGAGGAAUCAGCAGUACCGGCAUACAUUCCGAAUGACAAUCCUGCAAUGGGCACCUCGAUGGAUGCAUAUGAUUCGACGGACUUUCCGGCACCCGAGGUCCAUUACAUGUCCCAUUGGCUGGAAGCUGGCUUUGAUCCUGAAGACAUCCCGCACUGCUUAUACUAG
This is a messenger RNA of Aspergillus bombycis, 2106 nucleotides long. Its product is annotated as Zn(II)2Cys6 transcription factor. Gene Ontology annotation, molecular function: DNA binding; DNA-binding transcription factor activity, RNA polymerase II-specific; zinc ion binding. The record is from RefSeq and is a predicted model, not a curated record. Gene Ontology annotation, biological process: DNA-templated transcription; regulation of DNA-templated transcription. Bases 1 to 2106 code for a protein of 701 amino acids. The transcript is spliced from 4 exons. Lineage: Eukaryota; Fungi; Ascomycota; Eurotiomycetes; Eurotiales; Aspergillaceae.